CUCGCUUUUCGGGCGGGGAGAGAAACGGGGUCGGCACGGGUCGGGGGGUGCCGCGGGAGACCCGGCCCAGCCGCAGGGAGCCCCUUGGAACCCGCUCUCCCACUUCGCGCCGGCUCCUUUUCUGCCGGGAGCGCGGCUCGGGAGCGUCGCGGCCCCGCCGAGCGCUCCCGGCGCGGCCACGUGGAGGCCCUGGGAGAGUGGAAGGUGCCGGCCCUCUCUUCCCGCUUGGCUCGGGGGCCGCGGGGAAUCGCGGGCUCUGCGGGGAGGGAUCUGCCCUGCGGGACCCGCGGGGAACGCUCGUAGUGCUUGGCUAUAUUUGGGGGCAGUAGGGUGGCUGUGGAUAGUGAACGGGCCACGCGAGUAAACCUUGCUGGGCUCGGAGUUCCGAGUGCGCGUUAACAACUGGGGGAAAAACACUCGGGCUGUAACCUGCACAUACCUUAAGGGUGAGAGAUGUAGGGUCAGGAGGCUUUUGUGACUGACUGUAAGGGGACAGAAAUGAGGGGCGAAAACAACUGAUUUCCUGUUCUCAACCACUACAACUGCUUACGCUGCAUCCUUUGGAAACAUACACCUAACGCUGCAACUUUGGAAUAAAAUCACUCUUCAAAAUCUUCACUUAUCCUUGUCGUUUUUGGGGCCCUCUGUAGUAGCUCAUGCCUGCUAGCUUCAGCUCUUUAUCUGAGCAAGUUUCUGACCAGAGUUAGAAAAAACUCUGGUUUCUAACACUCUAAACAAUGUAUGUCUGUAAGUAGCAAUCGUAAUGGGGGUUUUUAUUAAGAUAGGAUCUUGAAACACUAAGGGAAUCUGUGAUAACCUCAAGUCUGAGAAAUGCACACUGGAAGGCCUCGUUAGUUUUCAGACGAUCAGAAGCAAUUGUCACCUGCUUAACAAAAGUAAUGCCUGGUUCGUGCCAACUGGAAACAGAGAUGAAGGUACACAUGCACACAAAAUUUUGCAUCAUUUGUUUGCUGACAUUUAUCUUUCAUCAGUGCAAUCAUUGCCAUGGAGAUGGACAUAACAAUGGUCCUAAAAAGGAUCGUGGACACUACCAUAACGACUAUCAGAUCUCAAAUGAAUCGUACUUCCAGAGUGGAGGAACAGAAUCUAUGCCGAGUAAAUUUUCAACGUUGGAAGCUGAAAAUGAGCAAAAAUACUACAUUGAAAAGAUUUUUGAUCGUUAUGGUGAAAAUGGAAGAUUAUCUUUUUUUGGCCUGGAAAAACUGUUAAUAAGCCUUGGUUUAGGAGAGGUAAAAGUAGUGAUGAUAAAUCAUGAUGAUAUUGGCCAUGAUCAUGUUUCUCACUUAUAUGCUUUAGAAGUACAGGAAGGAAAACAUUUUCACUCUCAUAACCAUCCUCACAGCCACUCAGAUUCAGAAAACCAAACCAUGAUUGGUAUGUCUGCAAAGAGAAGUCAUAAAUGUGAUGCUGAGAGAGACACAGUGGUGCCAUCAGUAAAAGAUGAUGGCAAACAUGUUCAUGACCAAAGUCGCCGUCACCACCACCACCACUCUCGUCCACAUCGCCAUGACCAUAAUGGCACCCAUCACUCCCGUAAUGAUUCAGUUAGUCAUCGUGAGCAUGGGGAACAGAACCAUGAACCUUCAACAGAGACAAACGCAACUCAGGAUCAGCCAGAAAGAAAACAACGGAAACAGAAAAAGAAGCAGAAGAAGAUCAGCGAGACUUCGGGAGAUGCUACGUGGGAUUAUGCCCCAGAUCGUGAUCCCGGUGAUCAGUAUGAGCACAAUCGUGUCCAUAAACAUGAUCACGUACAUGAUGCAUCUCACUUGCAUGUGCACCAUCACGACCACAGCAGUGAUCGUUCUAGUAGUCAUGGACAUCAAGAUGCCAGCUUAGGUAAUGACGAUGGGCACCGAAAUACCAGCAAGCGAGAGGCACCUCACAAGCAGAUCAGUGUAAGAAAACGUGCCCUUUUAUCAACGCGUGGUCACAAGGAUCGGGAAGAGUGCUUAAAUGCUACCCAGCUGCUACGAUAUUAUGGUCUGGAAACCAGCUCUCUAAUAUCUCCUGAAUUGUUCGUGUACAUAUGUCCUGCUUUGCUAUACCAGAUUGAGAGAAGGCUUUGUAUUGCACAUUAUGAUGAGUUUGAAGACAUUAUGAAAAGUAAAAAUGCGUCAAUUGAGAAUAAAGAUAAAACAGGUGCAUCAGCCUGGUUUUGUGGUAUCAUCUCUAUCACCGUCAUUAGCCUGCUUUCCUUGCUAGGGGUGAUCUUGGUUCCCAUCAUUAACCAAUGGUGCUUCAAAUUUCUUCUAACUUUCCUGGUAGCUCUGGCAGUAGGAACAAUGAGUGGAGAUGCACUGCUCCAUCUAUUGCCACAUUCACAUGGAGGUCACAACCACAGUCACCACCAUGGCCAAGGUCAUGUCCAUGAACACAAGCGUUCCCAUCGACAUGGCCACGGACAUGGAGUGCGGACCGAAGGCUUCCUGGAAGAAAAUGAUCCAGUGCUGAAAGGUCUUGUGGCACUUGGAGGCAUUUAUGUUUUGUUCAUCAUUGAACACUGUAUAAGAAUGUACAAACAUUACAAUAAACAAAAGAGUAAGCAGAAAUGGUGCAAAAAAAACCAGACUGAAGAAUCACCAAUUGGAAGGAAGCUUUCUGAUCACAAAUUAAAUAAUAGACCAGAUGCUGACUGGCUUCAGCUGAAACCCCUUGCAGGAGCAGACGACUCGGUUUUAUCUGAAGAUCGACUGAAUGAAACUGAACUAACUGAUCUGGAUGGGCAGCUGGAAUCCCCUCCCAAAAACUUCUUGUCUGUAGAAGAGGACAACAACAUGCGCCAUUCCCACAACGACGUCUCACAUGCUGCUCAAGAGCAUGACCUUCAUGACUCAGAGUAUGACAGCCACGGAGAAGAUAAAAUGAUAGCUAGAAAACACAGUCACCACUGGCAUCACAAACAUUCCCAUCAUUCCCAUGGCCACUGUCAUUCUGGAAAAGACCUGAAAGAUACUGGGAUAGCUAAUAUUGCUUGGAUGGUAAUUAUGGGAGAUGGCAUUCACAACUUUAGUGAUGGCUUAGCAAUCGGAGCAGCUUUUAGUGCUGGACUGACAGGAGGAAUUAGUACAUCUAUAGCAGUAUUUUGUCACGAGCUUCCCCAUGAAUUAGGUGACUUUGCUGUGCUCCUCAAAGCAGGUAUGACAGUAAAGCAGGCCAUUGUGUACAACCUGCUGUCAGCUAUGAUGGCGUACAUCGGGAUGCUGAUCGGCACGGCCGUGGGGCAGUACGCCAACAACAUCACCCUCUGGAUCUUUGCCGUCACUGCUGGCAUGUUCCUCUACGUGGCCUUGGUGGACAUGCUUCCAGAAAUGCUUCAUGGAGAUGGAGAUAAUGAAGAGCAUGGCUACUGUCCCGUGGGGCAGUUUGUUCUUCAGAAUCUAGGCCUGCUUCUUGGAUUUGCCAUCAUGCUGGUGAUUGCCCUCUAUGAAGACAAAAUUGUGCUUGACAUCCAGUUUUGACCUAAUUCUGGUAAUCACUGUGGUUACAAUAACGUUGCUGUAUGGCUUUGAGUCUGCACUGUUUCGCUGUAUGCACAUUGCUCGGAGGAAGCGCGGUGGCUCGCACUACUUACACAAGUACAGGACGUUCAUUUCUGCCCAGAUUAACUAAUGCUUUUUUCUAAUUCAAAUCAGAUGAGGUCACCCAAUGCAACUUCUAAACUCGAGCGAUCAACACCUAGGAAACACAAAAUAUGAGAAAUAAAGGCCAAGUUCAGUGUAAUAUAAUAGCAAGCACUGCUUGUUUAAGAAAGAAAAAGUACAAUGAAUGAUCUUCUUGUUUGGGAAAAUACCAUUUCAUUGGUACACCUGGACAGAACCCAGAAGAUGUUGCAGCUAAAACUCAAACCUCUGCAAGGAACCCGAGCAAGCUUUUAGUGCCACCUAAGUCCUGAGUAGUGCGUAUAUGUAUCUAUAUAUGUAUAGAUCUAUGUAGAUAUAUACAGAUAUGCAUACAUAUGUAUGUGUGUGUGCGUGUGUGUAUAUAUAUAUAUUAAUUCUGUGCUGAUUUUUCUGCAUAGUGGUGACUUGAAUUAUUAAAUCUUACAGCAGGACAUGACUGGAAACCACUAUGCCAGUUUAAAUUUUUAAAAAGAAACCCAAAGCCUAAACACUGUUUAAAUUCUUACAAGACGUGUUAAGCUCACUCCAUCGUUCCAAUCCUAUGUAAGAAGGCAGGCUGUUGCCAUGUACUCCGACUUCUGUCGAGGGUCAGUUUGAUGAUGUUUUUCCCAACUAAGAUUUAUUUGAUGUUUGUUCCUUGAUAUUAGUAGGAAAAUGCAAAAUGCAGUAGAAUUAGUGUUAGCUUGGGAAAUCCCUGAUGUUGGAGUUAUUGAGCUAUUUCUGGUUCUUUCUUACAGAUGCUAAACAUGUAUUGUGUGCCACUUGCAGCAUAAACUACUGAAGAAUUGUGGCUGUGAAUUUGUGCAAACUCUUUUAACAAAGAAUCCAUAUGGGAAUUUCUCCAUUUUUUAAAAACUGUUAUUUUUAACUAUUUUCUCCUCUUCAUGUUAAAACAAUCCAAAGUUCAAGAUGCUAGUUACUGAACCUGGGCACAAAGGCUAAAUUAUGCUCUGUGUAUGUUGUACUGGUAGGUUAUUUACAAUACUGUAAUAGCAGAUCAAAUGUGUUUCUACAAUGCCUUGUUAUCAGACAUUGCAACACCAGCCGUUUCUGGCAGUAGAGAGUAUGUAAGAAGAUUUCUACUUCCAGUAUAAAGGAGUUCAUUUCUAAGAUAUUUUUUUACAAUUUUGGUAUUUAAAUUAGAUUAUUAAAAAGCAGAUGUGGUAGAACAGUGGUAUGUGUCAUUUGGAAGAAUAGACUGAAACUUUGGGCCUUAACUUGCUGGGACCAGCUGUCCUAGAUCAGAUUGUGCUGGUAUGCGUAUAUUGCCAGACAUGAGUUAGUUCUUCUUGUACUCUUCUCCUUAAAAAAAAUUGUGAGUUUGUGAGGAGUGCAAGUUGAUUCUGUAGUACCACUCCUAAGCAUGGUAGUAGGUUUUUUUAAAACAUACCAUUUGUCUAUUUUAUGUGUAUGCCAGGUAAAAGCUGUAUUUUGACUACGUGCCGUAAGUUUUGUUUCGGUCUGCUCGGUGCCAGUGUAAGCUGCUAAGAACACUGAUCCUAACGCCUUUAAUGAGAGCCAGUUGGUAUCUUCAUUCCAUUUCAAGUUAAUGUGUUUCCUGUGGCCCUUUACUUUUGAAGCUUCAUUGGUCAGUUCAGCUUUUCCUGAGAGCAGCUCAUGUAUUUUAAAGCAAACGGUCAGUUGCCAGUAUUUCUUCCUAAUUCAGUAUCAGGAAACAGUAUUAAGGGUCCAUUUCAAAGAAGGGUGCAGUUUCUUCAGUGAAGAAGCCAAAAGCCCAGAGUUCAGGCAGCCAGCCAUUUAAUGUUCUGAACUCAGGUUUAUGUUUUUGCUCUUUAAACAUAGAAUCAUAGAGUCAACCAGGUUGGAAAGGACUGCUGAGAUCAUCAAGUCCAACCCCCUUUUUUUUUUUUUUUUUUUUUUUUUAAUCCAUUCCAUACUCCAGCAGAAAUUCAGUCCGGGUUUUCCCCCAUUCCAUACUCCUGCAGAAAUCCAGUCCGGGUUUUCCCCCAUUUCAUGCUCUAGCCAGAAAAUGUUUACUGUUGGACCCUAAUUAGCAAACUCACUGUUGCUAGCUUCAGAUUCCUGGAUUUCUGCAGUGUAAAGCUCCUGGGUGACAUUUUAGCAUAGUGCUCAUGCUUGGGCAAUGAGUACCAUUUUCAAAGAGGCUUUAACUCACUGGAUACCUUCUGAGGAUCUAAGUUUAUACAAUCUGUGUUUCUUAUGUAUUAAACUGACUUAGUUUUUCUUUUCUGUUAAUUCUGUCAAGUAUAAGGGGGUCAUUAUGCAGCUGAACUGAUGUUUUGUCAAAUCAUUUUUUUAAAGCUUAUUUCUCUUCAUUCUUUUCAAAUGAAGAUUUCUGUAUUUCAGGUAGUAUAUUUACUUUUGUAUUAGUUGGAAUAUGGGUAUAGCUUAAUACACUGCCUCUGUAGGAAAAUAGUUAACUUCCUUCCAAGACCAUCUUCAGACAAGGGAAAAAACAUGGUCACUGAAGGUAGGUACUGUAUUUUUCAUGGAAUAUAGGUUGUUUACUUUUAUUUUCUAAUAUUUAUUGCAAAUGUAACAGAGCAGUGUAACAGCUGUGACUCCUAUAUGUUUCCGCCAGUAUUGAAUUCCAAAAGAUCCUAAUGUACUCUUGUGUUACAGACAAUCUGAAUUCCACUACAUUUCUACUUGGUUUCAACAUUCCAUUUUGCUUGAAUCCAGAGUCUCAUUUAACUUGUAUUUGUUGGAGGGCAUAAAUGUUACUUGUAUAUUACAAUGCUGUCACUGUGUGACAUCCCAUUUGAAUUUUGAUGUAAAUCACAUUGCACUCAAUCCGCUGUGAUUAUGCUUAGAAAAUGUUGUAGUUGCUAGAUGCAGUGUGAUUUUUUUUUUAUUAUUUUUUUUUAUUUUUCUUUCCUCUCCCCGUUAACAAUUGAGUCUAUGGUUUAAAAUGUGAUUAUGGUCCAAUAAGAUAACUUGCUGAGCUAUUGGUCUUUUUGUUAUAACUAGAUCAUUUUUUAAGAUUUUAUAAAGCUGGAAAUGAUCAAAUGCUGUUUUGUUCAUUGUCAACAGUGUUGUGUUCAUUUUAUGUAUGUUCCUUAUACGUAAGGAGCCCUCAGAAAAUAAAAGCUAUUCAAGGAGCAGA
This is a messenger RNA of Myiozetetes cayanensis, 6732 nucleotides long. It is a transcript of the gene SLC39A10, whose product is annotated as solute carrier family 39 member 10. Lineage: Eukaryota; Metazoa; Chordata; Aves; Passeriformes; Tyrannidae. Gene Ontology annotation, molecular function: zinc ion transmembrane transporter activity. The transcript is spliced from 10 exons. The record is from RefSeq and is a predicted model, not a curated record. Gene Ontology annotation, cellular component: membrane. The coding region runs from base 900 to 3482 and encodes 860 amino acids. Gene Ontology annotation, biological process: zinc ion import across plasma membrane; intracellular zinc ion homeostasis; positive regulation of B cell receptor signaling pathway.